Kwoniella botswanensis is the source of this 2772-nucleotide messenger RNA. RefSeq lists its product as uncharacterized. Gene Ontology annotation, cellular component: nucleus. Gene Ontology annotation, biological process: protein phosphorylation; mitotic DNA damage checkpoint signaling. The coding region runs from base 1 to 2772 and encodes 923 amino acids. The transcript has 8 exons. Gene Ontology annotation, molecular function: protein serine/threonine kinase activity; ATP binding. The record is from RefSeq and is a predicted model, not a curated record. Lineage: Eukaryota; Fungi; Basidiomycota; Tremellomycetes; Tremellales; Cryptococcaceae.
AUGAACUCCCUUGCCCGUUCAGCAUCCAUACCUAUAUCUACGUCGACAUCGCGUCCACUUUCAUCCAGAGAUAUACCAGCUUCAGCUUCAGCUUCGACUUCGAGGAUAACCACCUGGCCAUUGGAAAUCGAGGAAAACGAUAUCGAACCAUCAUCUUCCACUCACCUCAACGUACCUUCCUUAAUAGCGACGACCUCAACAUCUACAACUCAUUCAUCAAAUCCACUAUCACUAUCUCACUCGCGUGGUGUCAAGCGUGCCAAUCGAGAGACGAUUUCACCUAAAAGGAUAAAACGUAUACGCGAGGCUACACCUAUUGAGGAUGGAUCUGCUUCCAACUCCACAGCGAAUCUUGUAGAUGGGACAGGUACUUCGUCUUUUCAGUUUUUGAAUGCUUCUGCACCUACCACAGCUAUCGCUGGACCGAGUUCAUACGCGCAGGAAGAAAUGGUGAUAGGGACGAGCGAGAAUGGGGAUGGUGAAGAGGAUAGUAAGAGCGUUUUGUUUUCGGAACAAACUGGGAAGACGGAGUUGAUAGAAGGUGAAUGUGGAGGGAAUGGGACGAUAAUACAACAGGAAGACGACGAAGGAGAAGAUGAAUACACGGUCGAAAAUGAAGGAGAGUAUGAUGAAGAACAACAGUAUGAUCGAAUUGAGGGAGAAGGAGAAGAAUUUUUAGUGGAAGAACAGUAUGAACCUCAAGAUGAUCUUUCGGUUGAUGAUGAUGGGGAUGUAUCCACCAAACCACGUCCGUUGACCAUCGAUCUAAGGAAAGUGAUGCCUCCCCCGCCGCCAGAUAUAGUAUCGAAAUCGAAAUCAAGGUCAACUUCAUCUUCACACCGUCAAUCUUACGGUUCCAACUUGGUCAAUGAUACGAUGACUCAAGUUAUCGAAGGGUCCUCUUCAAGACAGAGACAGAAUACCAACGACAACAACAUUAACGGCCAUGUUUCGUUUGUCGAUCUGAACGGACAAGCUUACUCUGAUAAUGCAGAAGACCAAGAAGGAGAGGAAGAAGGAAGUGGAUCACCUGAGAGUUAUCAUUCGGGUGAUUCAGACGAAUAUGAGAUGGAGCAUAGACCAGUCUUGGAACGAACAGCGAUCAAAAGGGAUAUAAGGAGUUUUACAGAGAGUUUGACCGUACUUAGAGAAGGUGUAGAUGGGUAUCUACCAUAUAAAGUGGUUGAUAGAUUAGGUGAAGGUACAUUUUCAUCCGUCUAUUUGGCAUACGAUUGCUUGAAUCGCACUUAUGCAAAUGAAUAUUGGUCUGGCAUACCGGAUGAGGAUCAAGAUGAAGAUACGAACGAACAGCAACCAGCAGUCAAGGUUGCUCUGAAGAAGAUUUUGGUGACUAGUAGUCCAGCUAGAAUAGAAAAUGAAUUAGCGAUUCUUGAGGCGUUGAGAGGUUGCCGGAAUGUCUCGCAACUUAUCAGUGCAUUCAGAGAAGAAGAUCAAAUCAUCAUCGUCCUACCCUUUCAUCGGAGUGAUGAUUUUCGACAUUUCUACCGACACAUGGACCCACCGCAUAUCCGAUCGUACCUUCAAAGCUUAUUCCGAGCCCUGAAAGACAUACAUAAACGAGGGAUAGUCCAUCGAGAUGUCAAGCCUGCCAACUUCUUGUAUGAUUACGAAACGGGAGAAGGUGUCUUGGUAGAUUUCGGAUUGGCGGAGAGAUAUGUCCCACCGAGGAAACCAACUUGUCAACAUGCUCCUGCAACUAUCAGCUCGUUACAGGGAUCAAAGAUCAAAACUGGAGAGACGUCAAUAGUGGAACAAGCUGUUUACGAUGCGAGGAAAAGAUCUAGACAAGGUGAAGGUAGAAUAGGUUUCCCUCAUGAGGAUAAGAGGCCGACGAUCAAGACUAAUCGAGCGGGAACAAGAGGUUUUAGAGCACCGGAAGUAUUGCUCAAAUGUCCUGAUCAGACCGUCGCAAUCGAUAUUUGGUCUGCUGGCGUGAUGCUGUUGUCGAUUUUGACGCAUAAAUUCCCGGUAUUCAAUUCGAGUGAUGAUAUCGAGGCUUUAAUGGAAAUUGCCGCUAUCUUCGGAAGGGCAGCGAUGGAACGAUGUGCUUUACUUCACAAUCGAACGAUAAUAUCUAAUGUGCCUACCCUCGACUCUCACCCUUCCUCUCUCGCGUCGUUGGUGAUGAAACUCAAUCCUCAUAUAUACACACCGCAUAUGACCAAUCCUACACCCGAUGAUGCUCGAGAACAUAUAGAAGCGAUCGAUCAAGCGAUUGAUCUAUGUCAAAAGUUAUUACGACUCGAUUCGACCAAACGUCUGACUGCUGCUCAAGCUCUCAGACAUCCUUUCAUAGCUCCUCGAGAAGGUGAGGAAGAUGAGGAAGAAGGUAGGGAUGAGAUGAUUCAUCCGAAGGAUGGGAAGUGCGGUGAAUUGCAUGAGGUCGAGGAUGGCAGACAUCGAGCAUAUUUCCAUCCUGAUAUGAGAGAAUUACCUUUCGGGCAAGGUAUCCCACCUACUCGUGAUUCUUUAUGUCCCGAACAUGAACAUUAUCAAGAACGUUUCCAGAUAAACCCACUUGUCACUCGCCGAUGGGUCAAUCAAGCCGCUGAAGAUGCAGAUGAGGCGCAAGAAGGAGAUGAGGAAGACUUUGUUGUUGAGACUGAACCCAGCGAUAAGAGAUAUCCUAAUGUCAGUGGGAACGGUACGAUCCAACCGUUGAAAGAAAGGGAUAUCAACGCUCCUACGAAUCAUGUCCAUAAUGGCUUGAUGUACGAUCGGAAAAGGAGAGGGGUCGCCAUUGAGAUGUAG